AAGGCCAUCAAUUUAAAUAAGAAAAAAACACAUAUUUUUCAUUUACAAUCACAUUUCUGUCUAUAAAUAUAUAAAAAUCAAAUAAUUAAAAAUACACAUAAAAAAUACAACAAAAUAAAUAAACCAUAAGCUCUUUUUUCCGACUGCAACCACUAUUUGAAAUGGAUUAAACAGAAAAAAUAAACUAUGUCAGCUUGUUGUUAUUAAAACAACCACAACAACAAUAUAAUAAAACAACAACAUCUAACAAAACUUUUUCUCACUAAAAGUGUCGAGUACGUACAACUCUAUGUCAAUGUACUUUUUACAUUUUCUUCGUUUGUUUUCUACAAAUGUCGCAAUCCUUUAGGUAAUUUACAUAUACAUGUUGUUGCCUUUUAUAAUACAUUUGAUACAUUCAUAUGUUAACAGUGUUAAAACAAAACUGCCGGUGAAAAAAUUAAGUCCCUUAACACAUAACCAAAAAAAGAAAAAAUAAAGGCGGCAGCAAAAAAACACACUAAUGGCCUUAAUGAUUUGUUGAAAGAAACUAGAAUGGUAAUAAAAGAGAAGCAGCUAAAUAUCAAACUGAUUUCAUUCAUUUCAUGAAAACUUUAGGAAAUAUAAUAUAAACCCAAAAAAUAAACAAAUGGUUUACCAACAAAGCAGAGGCGAAAAUAAAACAGGAAUAUUAACAAACAUAUAGAUAAGAAAAAUAUAGAGAAAAAUUUUGAAAACAAAAAACAAUUGGCGCUUAUAUGGGGAAAAAGCUAAAGAUUUAGGAGCCAGCUGGAAAAGACAAAAAAUAUGCUGACGUCAACCGAAAUAAUGAAGACAGAGGAAUAAACAACAAAAAAUAAGAAAAACUAAAACUUGGACUUAAUAGAAAGCUGAAAAUGAAAUCAACUUAAGGAAGAAAACAACAAAAAAGUACAAUAAAAUAGGAUACAUACAAACAAAAAACAAAUAUAAGUUCGAAAAAGACAAGCAGACGCCUUUAUAAACGACAACAUUGUGGUGUAGGGUUUGAAAGAACAGAAUAAAAAAUAUAAAAAACUGGUGCGUAAUAUGAGCUUAAAUGACAGUUUAAAAACUUAAAACUAAAGAUACAAAAAGGAGGACGAGAAAGGCUUUUUGUUUAUUGCAGUCAUUCAAUAUGAUUGUCAUUUUUAGCAUUCUUAAAUACCCAAAAAUGUCUAAAAGGGAUUAGACUUAAGAGAUAUAUUGUAAAGAAACUUAAAGUGAUAGUUGCACUUAUUAGAUAUUUAUUUUUCUUAUCUUGUCAAUAGAUGCCAUUAAUGUUGUUAAACACGCCUAUAACAAACGUUUUUUUAUGCUUUAAACUUGAAUUUUCAAAAGGAUUCAAAGAAAUUUUUUGACACCCUGGUAUAAACUCAAUAGCAAAAUUUAAAACUACUGGAGGUACUUAUUAAAAAUAAACAAAACAAGAUAUUAAGGAACAAAAUGCCUUGUUUAAGCCGUAAAACAAUAGUGUUAGUAAUCUGCUAUACAUUACUGCUAAACUGUGUUCUCAUCCAAGGCGUAGAAGGCUGUCCAGCUGAAGUGUGCAUUUGCAAAUGGAAGGGUGGCAAACAGACCGUAGAAUGCGGUGGUCAAUCUCUGCCCAAUAUACCUGAAGGCAUGGAUCCCGGCACACAAGUAUUGAACUUUAGUGGCAAUUCCCUGCAGGUUCUGCAAAGUGAACGUUUUUUACGCAUGGACUUACUGAACUUACAGAAAAUAUACCUAUCCCGCAAUCAGUUAAUAAGAAUACACGAAAAGGCAUUUAGGGGUUUAACAAAUCUAGUUGAAUUAGAUUUGUCCGAAAACUCCUUGCAGCACAUACCCUCAGAAACCUUCCAGGACUACAGUUCAUUGAUGAGACUUACUUUGAGUGGCAAUCCUAUAAGAGAACUGAAAACAGCUGCAUUUAGAUAUCUGUCAUUUCUCACCACCUUGGAAUUAAGUAACUGCCAAAUUGAAAGAAUAGAAAAUGAGGCAUUUGUGGGCAUGGAUAAUUUGGAAUGGCUAAGAUUGGAUGGUAAUCGCAUUAGUUAUAUACAAGGUAAUCAUAUACUUCCAAAGUCGCUGCACGGUAUAAGCUUACAAAGUAAUCGCUGGACUUGUGAUUGUCGUUUGUUGGAUUUGCACUCUUGGCUUAAUAACUAUAAUACACCUCAAACAGAAGAACCUAAAUGUGUGGAGCCUCCUCGUCUUAAGGGGCAAGUUAUAAAAUCGUUAAAACGUGAAGAAUUUGCGUGCUUACCAGAAGUUUCGCCGCAAUCUACUUAUACCGAAGUAUCUGAGGGACGUAAUCUUACCAUAUCAUGUGUGGUGCGGGCCAUACCAGAACCUAAAGUGUUGUGGCUAUUUAAUGGUCAAGUUAUGUCCAAUGAUAGCUUUGUAGAUAACAUGCAUAUGCUGUAUUACAUUGAUGAAUCCUCAACUACCUCAGAGGAGAAAAGAAGUGAAAUUUUCAUUUAUAAUGUUGGUAUAGAGGAUAAUGGUACCUUUUCGUGUGUGGGACAAAAUAUCGCAGGCACUACCUUUAGCAAUUACACCAUAAGGGUAAUGAUCAAAGAACCGCCCGUUGUUAAUGAGGUAUCAUUUCCCCAAAAUUACAUGAACUAUAUAGUGGCCAGUUCUGCGGGUGGAGGUAUUAUUUUUGUACUUAUAUUAGCCUUCAUUAUUAUACAAUGUAAAAAACGUCAAACUCCAGUAAAACGUAAAAAGUGUCCCUCCUCGGGUGUUACUUCUGUAAAUGGAAAUAACACCUCUUCUUCAGAUGGUUCAUCCAAUAAUGACAAUGGCCUUAUGAAAUGUUCUUCCAUAAUAAAUGACAAUGAUAGUUUAAAUAACAGUUCCGGUCUAAUGCUAGGACAAUGCGAUACAUUGACACCUACAAAGCUUUCCAAGGAGAAUGGUGUCAUAUUAGGCAAUCAAAUAAAGCAGAAUAUAAUGAUGUACAAUCCUUUAGACAGUUCUACACAAACAUUGCAACUGAGUGUUAAUAUGGCACAGGCUUCAUCUUUAAAUUCGGGUACUCCACCACCACCGCCACAAUCCCUAAUGGUUAAUCCCGCCUUAAGCUCUACUCUAGCUUAUUGUUCACCACCGUCAUCACUACGCAACUAUGCAGAAAAGAAUCCAGAUUUAGUUAAUGAUGCCGAAUCGGGCUAUAAACAUAAACUAAAAACUUCAUCCUCUUUAGAUGCUGGCGGCUCAGAGUAUGAUAGUCAAAGUGAUUGCCAAAAUCCUGUGCAAUAUGAUCAGUAUUAUCAGCUGUCUGCGCCACAAUUCGGUUCACAAAUCCUAAGGCCUAACACGGCUGCCGCCAUGGCCUCAUCGAGAUUUGGUGGUAUGACAACAUUGCCAAGAGGCAUGCAGUUGAAAACAGUGAUGAAUUCAAUACCAACUCAUCCAGUUGAUGUACAUUUAAAUCCUGUUUGCUUUCUGGGUCAGGAUGGCUUUGCCUACGAUUACACAAAUGCUCAUCUACAACAAUCACCACAACAGCCUCCAUCACAUCAUCACUUAAUGCAACAGCAAUCAGCAGCUCAACAGCAGCAGCAACAACAAGCAAAUAUUCAACAACAGCAACAACAAAAUUUCUAUCGUACCUUGCCGCACAAUAGAGCACACAAGCAGCAACAGUUUGCCAAUGCAAAUAACAAUAAUGGUAUGCGGUAUAGUUUAGAGGCAGAAUUUCUACAGCAACGUUCGGGGACACCAACAUCCUAUGACAAAUAUAACAUACCAAAUGUACGUUUUACUGCUGAGGGAUAUCCACAAACUCAUUUAGUGCAGUAUCCUUCACCUCCGGAGGGUUACAAAAGUAAUACUGAUCAACAGCAACAACAAUUACAUCAGCAGCAACAACAAUGGCCACCUUGUCUGCCGGGUUAUCAUGCCCAGCCCAUACACUAUACACCCACCAUAAUGGGUAUGUUAAGUCCACAGCAGCAGCAACCACUUACCUCUAUAAAUACUACAACACCGUUAUCUACCAAUACACCCCCAGUAACGACCAUGUCAUCGGCAUCAUCACAAACCAAUAUGGAUGCUCAAAGAAAAAGAUGUGUGGUAGGACAGGUUGAUUCUACAACCAUACCAGAAUGUGAUGAAACUGAUAUAUCACCAACAACAUCAUCACUUACAGUUAGUGUAACACAACAACAGCAAUUGCAGCAGCAACAAUCUCAACAGGAAACAACAUCUUGUUCUAUUAACACAACAGAAAAAAAUACUAAAGCACGACAUUUAAAUGGUCCACUUGCCGACAGUCCCGAUGAGGGCUACGUGGGAGAUAGUCAUGACACGGCAGUGACGACGAUAUCGUCGGCUCCAUCACAGGAAAUAUGACAACAGCCAUCACGUUUACUUAAAGUAAAUGGUUCAAUAGGAUCUACUCUUAACACCACCCUUACUACUAACACCACCUCAAAAACAUCAUCCUCAGCAGCUUCACCUACCAACUCGAGUAGUUUUACACAUAAUAGUAGUGCCACCAUACCUGCCUCUAACCACCUGAAAGCUACAACGCUAUCAUCCAGCAGAAAUGCAUCAAAUUCUCUUUCCGACGAUUCAGUGGCGUUGUAAGAUUACUCUGUGCGUGUAUUGUGUUAAGAGUUUUUUAUUUAUGUUUAAGGGUUUUUUAGAUUUUCUUUUUGUAUCUAUUUUAAAGUUGAAAGUAAAUGCGAAGAUAAGACGAGGAAAAAUUGAAAGUUUUAGUUAAUUAAGAAAAUUGUUACCUUUUUGUGUAGUUUUACUUUAAUUGCCUCAAUAGAAAUGUUAAGUCUAAAUUAAAAUAAAAGUGCAGUUUUUACUUAUUAAUAAUAAUUUCUUUUAAAUUAAUUUUCUCUUUUAGAGAGGAGCUAACAGGUCCGUUGUAUAAGGGUUUAGACUUUACUUCUAUGAUGCAUUCUUUAAAUAUUUUAAUAUUAUUCUCUUAAAAAGUUCAUGUAAUACAUUUUUUUUGAUUUCUUCACUUCCUUAGGAAGGCUUUACGUAAGUUUUUCUUAUUUAUAAGUAUCGCGAAUAGAGCAUUAAAAAUACUUGUUCGCUGUUAUUAUAAAAUUUCAUGCAUCAAAAAAAGUCUCUUCGUCUGCUUUUUAAAAAUCGGAUUUUUGAAGGCGAGACAUAUCUUGGGAAUACAAAUAUUAGGUAUGCUUUUAAGAGAUACGAUCAACAAAUUUCAACUAGAUUUAUGCGAGAUAUUGUAUUUUUUAAUAUAUUCCCAGCAAAACUUACAUUGAACAGUAAUGCGUUAAAAUGCUAAUAAAACCUCUUUUCAUAACAUUUUUAAAAAAGUUCUGACAAUUUUUAUUACAAAGAAGUUGUUAAGUAAUUUGUUUUGUUUUUAAUAAUAAAUAGAAAGAGAAUACGAAGCAGGGACUUCAGGUUUUAAGUUACUUUUUUGUAUUUUUUUAAGAAUUAAUACAAAUAAGCGAUUUCCACUAAUGUAUACAUAUAAAAGAGUUCCGAGGAACUUCCCUUUUAAAAAUAUUAUGUAGAAAUACCUUUCAUUUGAUGCUUAUUACUUAUUUCAUUUGUCGUUUUGGGUAACUUCAUGAAAAAUGCAGAAAAAUAUUUGAAAAGUCUUGUGAGAUAUUUUUGUUUAUAGAUCAAGGUUUUAAUCAAAUUUAAUAAAAUGAAAGUUGGAAAAAUUUGAUUUUAAUGUGUGAUGUUUUUGAUUUCAAAUGACCAAAAAAGAACUAUUUAAAUUACUUAUAUAAUAUUGACAAAAUUAGUUACAUACAUAUGUAUACAUACAUACAUAUGUAUGUAUGUAUGUAUGUCUGUAAUAUACGUCAAUAUAAAAUAAAUCUAUGUAAAACAAGUAUAGUCGGACAUGGCCGACCAUAUG
This is a messenger RNA of Lucilia cuprina (Australian sheep blowfly), 5845 nucleotides long. RefSeq lists its product as uncharacterized. Lineage: Eukaryota; Metazoa; Arthropoda; Insecta; Diptera; Calliphoridae. Gene Ontology annotation, molecular function: protein binding. The transcript has 4 exons. The record is from RefSeq and is a predicted model, not a curated record. The coding region runs from base 1444 to 4341 and encodes 965 amino acids.